AUGGACUUUUCAAAAUGUCAUGCCUCAAAAUGUACACUGAUUACUAAUAUGACCAGAUGGCGAGAGGCUGAUGCUCUCAUAAUAACGGAAGAUAUGGUACCUAGUGGAUUUCGGCCACCAAAGCAGUUAUGGUUCGGUUUAAUACAUGAAUCUCCUGCACACAUUGCAAUGCCAAGUUUUCUGGAAAAUGAAGUUAAUUUCACAAUAUCUUAUCGCUUGGAUUCAACAAUUUAUUCUCCAUAUGGUUCCUAUGAACCAAAUAUAAUACAACAUGGCGCAGAAACACGGUAUUCUCUGCCAAAUAGAAACUUCGCUAAUG
Messenger RNA from Schistosoma turkestanicum, 319 nucleotides. The record is from the annotation of a GenBank genome assembly. Lineage: Eukaryota; Metazoa; Platyhelminthes; Trematoda; Strigeidida; Schistosomatidae.